Caenorhabditis briggsae is the source of this 105-nucleotide messenger RNA. The transcript is spliced from 2 exons. The record is from RefSeq and is a predicted model, not a curated record. Bases 1 to 105 code for a protein of 34 amino acids. NCBI's taxonomy places the organism in Eukaryota, Metazoa, Nematoda, Chromadorea, Rhabditida, Rhabditidae.
AUGAAUCUAGAAAGAGCUAUAUACAGAUGUGAAACAACAGGAAAGAAAACACAGAUUUUCACACCCGAUACUAGAAGUAAAAUCCUGAAAAAUAAAAAAAUAUGA